This is a messenger RNA of Coregonus clupeaformis (lake whitefish), 859 nucleotides long. RefSeq names its product high mobility group protein HMGI-C-like. Gene Ontology annotation, biological process: regulation of DNA-templated transcription. Gene Ontology annotation, cellular component: nucleus; chromatin. NCBI's taxonomy places the organism in Eukaryota, Metazoa, Chordata, Actinopteri, Salmoniformes, Salmonidae. The transcript has 6 exons. Gene Ontology annotation, molecular function: DNA binding; transcription coregulator activity. The record is from RefSeq and is a predicted model, not a curated record. Bases 357 to 743 code for a protein of 128 amino acids.
CAGACUGGGUGAGAUAGAGGAAAGGAGGGAGGGGAAGAGGGAGAGAGAAAGAAAGGGGGGAUAAAGAAAGGAGACAGAUUGUUAGUUAAUUCCAAGGUAAACUUUAUUGAAGGCGACUGUCUGUAAGAUUAAGAAAUCGUAAGAAUAAAAUACAGACUUAAUAGUAAACUUGCCUACAAUUCCAUCGGUGUUUUUAUUAGGAAGUCUAGUUUAACAAUAAAACCAGCUGGUGAGAGCAAGGUGUCCCACCCCCUGCCGUUUAAGUCUGCCCAUCCCUAACCCUCUGCCCUGAGGCCUGAGCUCUGGGUGUCCAUGCCCACACCCCCCUCUCACUGCGCUGGUGGACAGACACAGGGAUGAGCAACAGUGGGACCAAGGAGCCGUCACCACAGCCAGGCGUGGCCCGAUCACCUGCCUCUACACCUCCACGCAGGGGCCGGGGUCGCCCACGGAAACAACAGGAGGAGCCCACUGGCCCCCCAACUCCAAAGAGGCCGAGAGGACGACCCAGAGGAAGCAAGAACAAGAGCCCUCGUGCCACUCCCAAGAAUGUAGAGCCUGUCGGGGAGAGAAGACCGCGUGGCCGGCCAAGAAAAUGGCCUCAGAGAGUAGUUCAAGAAGUAGUCCAGGAACAGCAGGGUCCUUCAGAAGAAACCGAGGAGGGCCCCUCACAGUCACAGUCUUUACCCACUGAGGCGUCACCAUCUCAGGCUCCAGCCCAAGAAGAGGCGGAGGGGGAAUAGACAAUGUGCCACAGAACUACCUCAAGGUUUGGGCAGAGACAAAGAGGUGUACACUCUUAGAAAAAAGGGUUCCAAAAGGAUUCUUUGGCUGUCCCCAUAGGAGAACCCUUUUUGGU